CAUUGCAAUGCAUAGCUUUUCGAUAAGAUCGCUAUUCGCGGGAAGCCGACACAUCGGAAAUUUGAUCGAUAUUUCUUGACCGAAUAAAUCUCAAAAAGUUUGGGAGAUGGAGGAAAUUAAAACCCCCAUGAAGAUGUCGAAAUCACCAGGGAAAAGACACACGCCUAGCAGGUCUCAAGUCUGGCAAUACAUUAGCUGUGAUAUUGAUGCAAAGGUCGCCCGAUGUAACAUUUGCAACAAAACAAUGAAGUACACAGGCGGCACUACAAACUUGCGUUAUCAUUUGACUGCGGCACACCAAAUGCAAGAGUUUGAGGUUAUUGGGCCAUCUGCCAGAAUUUACAAAGAAGGGGGAGAAUGGAAGACAGGAAGGAGGGUUCGUGCACCCAAAUCCGGAUCAACAUUCCGUGUCAGCAUAAGUGGAUCCCCAUCAGGCAAAGGUUCUUCCCGCGGCAACAAUUCACCAUUGCCGUCAACGUCCAAUGCUGCGGUGAAGAUUCCCUGUGGCCCAGAGAGAUCCAAAUUCAUCAACUCGCACGUCGUGAUGCUCCUGGCCCAGGGUCUGCUUCCAGUGAGCAUGGUUGAAGACGAAGGGUUCAUCCGAUUUGUCCAAGAGCUGGAACCUGGCUACACAAUGCUCAACAAACAUACAGCUCAGAUGAAGUUAAUGGCAAAAUUUGGAGAGUCACAGGAGAAGCUGAAGAUCUGCCUGAACAAGGACGCCAAAAACUUUGGCCUCAUGUAUGAAGUAUGGACAGGCCAUGAUAAGAACAAUUACCUGACUGUCACCAUCCACUACCUGACACACCAGUGGAACCGAGAGUCCUGGGUGCUGGGGACGGACCGCGUAUCCGCCAAACCCUCCUGCACCGAGCUAAGCAUGUGCAUUCGGAACUUAAUCAGCCAUUACCAACUCUCCCUGGAGAGCAUAACGGCCGUGGUCAAUCGGCAAGGGAUGCUCAAGGGUACACAGAUCGGCAAGGUCGGGAGUGCGUUGCAGUGUGACAGCAUGAGCUGUGCAGCGGAGAAGUUGGAGCAGUGUGUCUCGCUGGGGUUGCAGCUCUCCAGUGUGAAGGAAGUGGUGGAUGAGGCUGCCAAAAUGGUCAGGUACUUCUUGCAGAACGAGGAAGCCAGGGAGAUGCUGGACAAGGCCAAAUAUGACAACAAGCUGAAUGUGGAACUCCAAGACUACAACAAAGGAUCUUGGUUGGGCGUUGCUGACAUGCUGCAGAAUGUCAUUGCACUGCAAGACGAGAUCGAGACCGUCAAAGUUCUGGAUGAGAAGAACCAGCUGAUGUACAUCCAUGAGUGGGAGAGUGCCGGUCAGUUGGUCCAGUCCCUCCAGAUCUUGAAGGCAGCCCUGACUGUGUUGAGCGACCAGAAGAGUGGCUCUGUUGCCUGUCUCCUGCCCGUUGUUCACAGUAUGCUACAGCACUGCGAGGGUCGAGAGGAGGAUAAUACCAUUAUCAGCGAGUUUCUCGGUUUAAUUGCCAAGGAGGUUCGGGAUAAAUGGGAUCUCAACGCCAUCAUGCCAUCUUCAGUCACAAUGCUUUCUGCGCUCUUGGACCCCCGCUUCAAGCAACUCAAGUUUAUUGCAGACGACGACAAAUUAGAUGUCAUCGAUGCUCUCAAACAGCUGGUGACGGCAAACGCCACUACAAACCAGGAGUCGGAUGACCCUACAGCCAACAGUGUCUCUCCAUUCCUGUGUCUGUUCGGUGAGGACGAGUUCAAUAGUAAGCCUGAAAGCACCGAUGCGGAGGUCACGACCUACCUGUCGUACCCACCUCUGUCAAGAGACAUGUGCCCGUUGGACUGGUGGCGCAUGAACCAGGGCAAGUUCCCCGAGCUGUCGAAGAUCGCACGCUGUUACCUUGCCGUACCUGUCGUUGUCCAGUCCUGGAAUGACAUCAUGACGGGGACGUCCAAGGUUGACCUGAAGAGGGCUCUCCUGGAGGUGGACACUGCUGGACCAUUGAUCUUCUUAAACAAGAAUUGGUCCAUUCUGUCAUAGGCCAACUAGUGAUACAGAGAGAGAAAGAACUCUUGACAGUCUAAAUUAUUACAGUCUGAGGAUUUUUGUAGGCGAAGUCUUAUGCUUAUUGAUAUUGAUUCGCUUUUUUACAUCACAGUCACGUUAAAACUUCCAGACACUGAGCUUUAUCUUCAUCUUCACAUUUCAAAGAAUCUCCUUGAAACUUCAACAACAACGACAGCAUGUGCAGUCAGUAUCUUUAUGGAUAACUCACUGAGCAUCAUGUAUAGAGUGUUUAGAUAUUUAUUUUGUUGUUGUCUUCAUUCAAAGGAAUUGUAAAUAUGUUGGAUAUGGAAUGAAAUGUGCCUUUUUGUUUCUAUUUAUUCCAGUUUAAGUGUUCAUGUUUAAUAGUUGAAGCACUUUGAUCACUCCAUAUUGUAGCAAGUUUGCACAUUUGCACCUCUUGCCCUCCCCUUUCUCUCUGUUUCUGUCUCUUAUCUCUGUCUAUCUGUCUCUUUCUUACCCUUAUGCAUGUAAUUAAAACCCAUUUGUUUCAGAUUACCAAUGUUUAUUAAAAGAAAAGAAUAUUUCUUCUUUUUAUAUUUGAAUGGUAAUUUGUUUGCAACCACAUAAGUGUUGGUCUUUGACCUGCCAGCUUAAACAUGAUGUUCUAGACCUUUUUUUUUUUUUUUUUUUUUUUUUUUUUUUUUUUUUUUUUUUUACUUUCUGUUUCUGUAGCUGCAUUAAGUACUGACUGGACCUCACUUAUGAAAAACUAUGAUAAUAGUAUCGCUUAAAGGUAUUCCCUACUAUUUUGUGUUUGUAUGCUAGUAUGAGUAUGAAUAUGUCAAUAGUAAGGCAGCUGUAGGUGUACCUUUAAUGAAGGAUCUUGUUAUCUUUGUUGUUAUCGAUGAGGUCUAGCCCGCACUUUGAACAGAUAGUUCUAGUUUUUUUUACUUGAGAAUUAGUAUUUUGAAGAGUUACACUCUUC
Molecule: messenger RNA, 2966 nt
Organism: Strongylocentrotus purpuratus (purple sea urchin)
Lineage: Eukaryota; Metazoa; Echinodermata; Echinoidea; Camarodonta; Strongylocentrotidae
Product: zinc finger BED domain-containing protein 1
Exons: 5
Coding region: 107-2014 (635 amino acids)
Molecular function (GO): protein dimerization activity; DNA binding
Source: RefSeq, a predicted model, not a curated record